AGUAACACAUACUCUUUUUUUUUUUCACCCUCUCUUAAUUUAGGCAAAGGAGGUAAAAAUAGGCGAAGAGGUAAGAAUGAGAAUGAAUCAGAAAAAAGAGAACUUGUGUUCAAGGAAGAUGGGCAAGAAUACGCCCAGGUGAUCAAGAUGUUAGGCAAUGGAAGACUGGAGGCAUUAUGUUUUGAUGGUGUGAAGAGGUUAUGUCAUAUUAGAGGGAAGCUAAGAAAAAAGGUUUGGAUAAAUACGUCUGAUAUUAUAUUGGUUGGCUUAAGAGACUACCAGGAUAACAAGGCUGAUGUUAUUCUAAAGUACAAUGCAGAUGAAGCCAGAAGUCUGAAAGCAUAUGGGGAGCUUCCAGAACAUGCUAAAAUCAAUGAAACAGACACAUUUGGUCCUGGAGAUGAUGAUGAAAUCCAGUUUGAUGAUAUUGGAGAUGAUGAUGAAGAUAUUGAUGAUAUCUAAUUUGGAAUAGAGGUUUACAUUCCGACUUUUUUUCCUCCAAGGAUUGUUCUACGUUGAUAUUUCGAUUAUUUUUUGGGUGAAGUCCCUUUCUUUUAAGAAGACUGAAAAUUCUUGGUAAAGAGUGUAGUUUGUUACAUCAAAAGGAUUUAUUUUCAAUGUUUGUUUUAAAGUAUUUAUAUUUCUUUCGAAAUGGAUAAUGCUGGAUUAUCACAAAGGUUCAAUGAAAUGCCACAAAUAUUUUGUCUCUUCACCAAUUAGACCUUUUACCUCUGGAUGUAAGUGAGAUACAGUGACGUGGGCUGUAAAAGACUGCAUUCUCAUCACUACAAUUCCAGUUAAACUUGUAUUUUGAAAUAAAAAUUGUUUACCCUGUAAUUAUCAUGGAUUUUGAUUAAAUACAAAUACCCAGUUCAGAUUAGUACCAAAUCAUACUAUGCAGUGUCUGUCCUUAUACCCCUUGCCUUGAUGUUAACUUUAAAAAGAUUUUGAUAAUAUGAAAGGAAGGCAGAAAUCUGCAUUUCCGUUCAUAAUGCCUGAUGACUCUGCUUUUCAUGUCUAGUAGCAUGCUGCUAUUUUUAUACUGAUUUUGAUAAUGAAAGACACUCAUUAUUUCAAAGAUGUAGAUUUGCCACAGUGGAGGGGUAGGGGAUAAGUAAAGAUAAAAAGUAAGCAGCAUCUCAAAUUUGCAGUUGUUGAAAACUGUCUCGGAUGCCCAGCUCUCCCGUGCGGUCAGCGCGGGAUCACGCUGUAGGUGCAGAAGCUGAACGCUGGGUGGCACCCGACUCACCAGGGGUACCCCGACAGGGAGCGUUGCCCGUUGGGUUUGUACUGAAAAAUACGUGAAAUAGUUUUUCCCCAAAGUGAAUGCUUAACAUUCUGGGUAUGUUAAACAGUAGAAUAUUUUUACAUUAUAGAAAGGGUUAUGUUAAAGAGUAGAGUUUUAUUUUAAUCUUAAAUUCCGUACAUUGUAAGGUACAACAUUAAAGCUUAUGUGAACUUUGAGUAACGAUAUAAAUGAGAAAAUAAAUUUGUGUCAGACGUAGGAAAAGAAUCUCUUCAUCCAGAGUAAAUCACUGGAACAAACUAAUGGAAAGAUUCUUCUCCACCUUCAGACUGGAGGAGUCAGUUAAGAAGCUGAAUAAAGACUAACAUCAUCAUGCAAAUAUUAUUUUGUGGUAGCCUUAGUUUCUUUGUCUUCAAUUAUGUAUUUAACAACUCUGAAAGCAGGUUAAUGGAAAAACUUCCUUUUGUGCCAUAAAAAUCUGAUUCUUGACACUUGUAUUCGUUAUACAGUCUUUUUGGUAUGAUGUAAAGUGACUACCCCAAUAGAUAAAAACAAAAUGGCUUUAAAUAC
This is a messenger RNA of Leptosomus discolor (cuckoo roller), 1816 nucleotides long. The record is from RefSeq and is a predicted model, not a curated record. NCBI's taxonomy places the organism in Eukaryota, Metazoa, Chordata, Aves, Leptosomiformes, Leptosomidae.